Molecule: messenger RNA, 1160 nt
Organism: Gopherus flavomarginatus (Mexican gopher tortoise)
Lineage: Eukaryota; Metazoa; Chordata; Testudines; Testudinidae
Product: glypican-1-like
Exons: 3
Coding region: 720-1145 (141 amino acids)
Biological process (GO): negative regulation of fibroblast growth factor receptor signaling pathway; regulation of protein localization to membrane; cell migration
Cellular component (GO): cell surface; synapse; plasma membrane
Molecular function (GO): fibroblast growth factor binding
Source: RefSeq, a predicted model, not a curated record
GGUGGUGCGCCGCUGCUGCCGGCCGGGCUCACUGCUCCUGCCUGGGACACGCGGGCUGCUGUGCUGGUGCUCCCGAGGAGAGCCGCGCCGUCUCCCCGCCCCUGCUGCUUCCACGCUCUCCCUUAGCUCCUGGCCUCAAACUUUGCCCAUUCCGGGCUGUAAUCCGUGUGCAUCGCAACCGUCCCCUGCAGCAGCGCCCUGCCGGAGCGUGGGGGGAGAUGCGCCCUCUGCUCUAACCAGAGCGUUUACACAUAUGUGGGAUCUGCCUUUGCUGGGAUCGGGGCCGGGUUCCAUCCCUGGGAGCUCCUGCGUUCUGAGUGGCGGCAGCUGCACCAUCCCUGGGAAGUCAGCCCAGAAGAGCCAGGAUUUCCCCCGGUCCUUCUUCCCCAUCUUCUUGCAAUAGCUGUUGGAAGUCACAGGCUCUCUCCGCCUUGCCUAGGUCCCACUGAUUUUUGCCUGUGGGUUGAGGACUUUUUAUUAACCCUCCCCCUCUUGCCAUCUGCUUUCCCCGGAGUGUUGUUUUUUUAGGGGGGCGGAGAGGCAGCGAUGCUUGGGGGAAGGUGGGACUGAGCUCCCCCACCCCCUAUUCCGUGCACCGUGCCUGCAAACAGCUAGCGAGCGCCGGGCAGAGGGAGAGAGCCCGCUUUGCAGCCCGGGGUCAGCGGGACCUUGGGAUUGUCCUUUGCGCUGCAGAUUGGGGGGCUCGGCGGAGAAGGAGGAUGCAGUUCUUUCCGUGGGGAUUUUGGCUUCUGUGUGUCGCCGCCUCCCCGGCUCGGGGUGACAGUGGCAGCAAAGCGAAGAGCUGCACCGAGGUCCGGCAGUUUUAUGCGACCAAAGGAUUCAGCCUGCACGGGGUACCCCAGGCGGAGAUCUCAGGGGAACACCUGAGAAUCUGCCCGCAGGGCUACACCUGCUGCACCAGCGAAAUGGAGGAGAAUUUUGCAAAAAAAAGCCAAAGUGAAUUUGAAGACAUGAUGACAGAAGCCAGCCGCUCUGCACAGGUGACCCUAACAUCUCAGUACAAAAACUUUGAUGGUUUGAAUUUGCCUAGGAGCAAAAUUUGCCUUUACAACUCCACUGGAAAUUUCAGAUUGAAGAAGUUGAAGUUGCAGUGGGAUUGUGGGGGAGACCAGUUGCAGAAAUGAUGUAGAAACAAAUGC